AUGGCCAAGUCGCCACCAAAGGGAUCGUCAUGGUGGUGUUUCGACACAGGUUCCAAUGUGCACUUGACCAGUAAUCGCUCUCUCUUUGUUCAUCUCGAAGAAAUUCGCCCAGAAAGUAUUGGUGCAAAUGUCGUUGGUGUGGCCACGACGCUGACUCGUGCGUCCGGCAUUGGUCUAGCGCGUCACACGGACGCUCUCGAUGCAUCUCGCAAUUACCAAGCAGAAGUUCGAAAUCUCGUACGAUCGAGCAGCAUCGACAUACAGUGCUUACAAAAUGGGGAGCAGAUGCUCCGCGACGCCCAGGUGUACCGCGUGUGA
Molecule: messenger RNA, 318 nt
Organism: Plasmopara halstedii
Lineage: Eukaryota; Oomycota; Peronosporomycetes; Peronosporales; Peronosporaceae
Exons: 3
Coding region: 1-318 (105 amino acids)
Source: RefSeq, a predicted model, not a curated record